AGCCAAGGUAGAGAUCCGCGGCGCUCAGAUAUACGCGAAUGGGAAUACUCGUAAGGGCAACUCCUCUUUGUCUCAUCUCCGUAGCAUCCCUGUGGAACGGAAGAUGCGUGGAGGCGCGUACUUCUUACCACAUGUGGCAACCGAUGUUGUUGUUUGUGCGUUCGUGAAUUAAUUGCAGGGCACUGCUCGCAUCCGCAUUCGUUCUGCUGGUAACUCAAAUUUCACUACUGCCAGCUCGCCUCAUUAUGCCGCAUAACGACAGGGGAAAAUACAAAGAGGACGAGGCGCACAUGAUACGCAAUCACGGGCUCUGCAACAUCUGGUCUCGCCUUUUGUGCCGGAAUAGUCGGUUCAAUGCUACCAUCAAGCCCAUUCGAUGCUGUCAGAAGCGUGACUCCCGUGAGAUACACUACCUUGCCGCUGCACCACACACACACCGCUUUCGUAUGUGCACUGUAUGCGGGGUGCGUUUUCAGCUGGUAGGGAUAGGCUCUUGAGGGUUUGCGGUGGGUGUUUCGUUGCACUUGUUAUUUCGAGGCUUAUUAUGAAGCCUAG
Molecule: messenger RNA, 555 nt
Organism: Pseudomassariella vexata
Lineage: Eukaryota; Fungi; Ascomycota; Sordariomycetes; Amphisphaeriales; Pseudomassariaceae
Exons: 1
Coding region: 246-497 (83 amino acids)
Source: RefSeq, a predicted model, not a curated record